UGCUAGAAAACCAGCUAGUUGAUUAAGAAGGUCCCCAAAGAGUCAAAGCUUUUAAGCAUUGCUGAAGCAGAGUGCAGGUGCCAAGUGGAAUCAGGCUCAGAGAAGAGGUCUCUUGUCUUCCUUAGAAAUAACUACAACAUAAAAUAAAAGUAAGAGUAAAACCAACAUAGAAUGGAUGCCUCUUAGAGAUACGGAGGUGACUUCAAACAACUUUGUUUUAUAAAAAUACAACAAGGUUAAAAAUAAUUUGUUCAUUCUCUUUUCCUGUCCAGGAGUUCCCAUCAGAGCUUGGAAAGGAACUCACAUUAGUCCUGCUACCUAAAACAAGCAAUUCUGGGUUCCUCCCCUUGUCACACAGACUGAAAUACCCAUUUGCUCCGACUGGACUCACAGAAACAUGUUGCAAAAACGUAUGUCAUCAAAAAGUUAAACCUUAAACACGCUUCCACCCGAGAGAGGAAAGCAGCAGAACAAGAGGCACAGUUGUUAUCCCAACUGAAACACCCAAACAUUGUUACCUACAGAGAGUCCUGGCAGGGGGAAGAUGGCCUCUUAUAUAUUGUUAUGGGCUUCUGCGAGGGAGGAGAUCUGUAUCACAAACUGAAAGAGCAGAAGGGCAAACUUUUGCCUGAGAAUCAGGUGGUGGAAUGGUUUGUCCAGAUUGCCAUGGCACUGCAGUAUUUACAUGAAAAGCACAUUCUGCACAGAGAUCUUAAAACUCAAAAUGUUUUUCUAACACGAACAAAUAUAAUCAAAGUGGGUGACCUGGGAAUAGCCAGAGUGUUGGAAAACCAGUAUGACAUGGCCAGCACUCUCAUCGGCACACCGUACUACAUGAGCCCUGAACUCUUCUCUCACAAACCCUACAACUACAAGUCAGAUAUUUGGGCGUUAGGCUGCUGCGUUUAUGAAAUGGCUACACUGAAACAUGCCUUUAAUGCUAAAGACAUGAACUCUUUGGUUUAUCGAAUUAUAGAAGGAAAGCUGCCCCCCAUGCCAAAGGAUUACAGCCCACAGCUGGUAGAAAUAAUACGCACUAUGCUCAGUAAAAAACCCGAGGAAAGACCUAGUGUGAAAAGCAUUCUGCGACAGCCGUAUAUCAAGCACCAAAUUUCUUUGGUUUUGGAAGCCACAAAGGCGAAAGCAGCCAGAAGUCAUAAGAAAACGGUGAAUUCUAAACCUAAAGAUCCUUGUUCUGUGGUCUCAGGAAAGACUGAAUCUCACAGCAGCAACAUUACACACGAAAACCACUCCUUUGAGAAACCCAGGAAAUCUAAAAUUACUGAAGAGGAUUGUGUUGUCAAACAUAAAGCCACCAAAUUUUGUCCCUCAGAGAAACCAGCUGUUGAGUUGGAAAGAAAACCAAGCAAUAAUGAUUUGAACAAUGUGGGUGACUCCUCAGCUACACUGAGUGAAGUGCGUAUUGAUAUCUUCCCAUCUGAAAGGAUGAAGUAUGGAAGCGAGGAGCGUAGCGGUGAGCGUGUUCCAGAGAAUAACAAAGCAAAGAAUGUAAAUGUUCCAGGGAAAUCUAAAAUAACAUCCAGUAGCCCACUGGCUAAGGAAGAUGAACUGCAGCAAAGAACAAACCAGGCUUUUAAAGCUGAAAAUGUUGAGUCUAAGCAGUCUUCUGAUGAUGCUGUAGAAGAAGGUGAUGACACUUUGAAACUCCUGCAGCCUGUAUCAAAGGACCAAAAGCACAAUGACCUGAGUUUGGAUUCUACUGAGAAGCUGCUGGCACCUUUUGUUCCCGUCAUAAUUCAAGAUGACAUCUGUCCUGGAGCUUUGGGAGAUGCUCAGGAAAAAAUUGCAUCCCACUUGUGGCCUCAUAGUUCUGUCAGUGAACCUUCUCUCUCACGGCAACGACGGCAAAAGAAAAGUGAACCAGCUGGAGUCUCUUCAGAGAAGUUCAGAGCAGCUGCUCCCCGGCCUUUACCUUUUGUUUCUGAUGCAAAUGCAAAGACAACACAGAGCUCUGCAGAGCAACAUGGUGCUGAUGCCUCCGAAACUGUAAACGGCACCAAAACCAGUCAAGUUGCCAUUUCAAAGGAGCGGCCCUUGUCAGCAAGAGAACGAAGGAGGCUGAAACAGUCUCAGGAGGAGAUGUUUCCCUCUGUGAUUCCUGCAAGACGAGCGUCAAAUAGUGCAGUAGUUGAAGCAAAAUCACAUAUGGAAAAUCAUGUUAAAGUUGCUCAGUCCUCAUCAGAUCCCAGUAUUUCUCAGAGAAAGAGAGAAACCCAUUGCCUGUCUGAUGAUGAGUUAAGCUCAUCCACAAGCUCUACAGACAAGUCUGAUGGAGAUUCCAAGGAGAAAAAAAGCAGCAUGAACGAAAUGAAUGACUUAGUGCGGCUGAUGACCUGGACACUGAAAAUGGACUCUAAGAAGAACAAGUCCUGUGUAACCUCAACUCCAGCCUCAGAGUUUAAACUUCAUAGAAAAUAUCGGGACACUCUGAUUUUGCAUGGAAAAUUGCCUGAUGAAUCAGAGGAAUUAAAAUUUGAAGAGAUUCCUUCAGAUAUGCUACCAAUUCCUGACAAGAUCAGGAGAAUGGUUGAGAUCUUGAGAUCUGAUGUGGUGCAAGGGUUGGGAGUGAAACUCCUUGAGAAGGUGUACAGCAUCAUGGAGGAGGAGGAUGAAGUGAAAAGAGAGCUGCAGCUGCGGCAGCAUAUGGGAGACAAGUACGCAAGUUACAGUGCGAAGGCACGGCACCUGAAAUUUCUCGAAGAAAAUGUGAAGUUCUGACCAGAACUUGGUGAGAAAGAGACUUUUAUAGCUCAACUGCUAGACUGGACCAGCUUGCCAAGCAAGUUUAUCUGCAGACUUCCUUUGCUGGAAUAAGGAGGUGAACUUGCAAAAACUGUUACAGUUUGUAGCAAUAUUUUUCAUGUUAAAAUGUGAACCAGG
Cuculus canorus (common cuckoo) is the source of this 2901-nucleotide messenger RNA. It is a transcript of the gene NEK4, whose product is annotated as NIMA related kinase 4. The record is from RefSeq and is a predicted model, not a curated record. The transcript has 16 exons. Gene Ontology annotation, biological process: protein phosphorylation. Bases 565 to 2739 code for a protein of 724 amino acids. Gene Ontology annotation, molecular function: protein kinase activity; ATP binding. Lineage: Eukaryota; Metazoa; Chordata; Aves; Cuculiformes; Cuculidae.